Molecule: messenger RNA, 2805 nt
Organism: Serendipita indica DSM 11827
Lineage: Eukaryota; Fungi; Basidiomycota; Agaricomycetes; Sebacinales; Serendipitaceae
Source: the annotation of a GenBank genome assembly
AUGCUGCUGCGUCAUGCUGUUCAGAAUCGCAAAUUUACCAUUUCUGGACGCGUAUUCACGUUUGGACCUACCCGUUGCAGGUCGAAAACGAGCAAAACGCCAAUAUUCGCACCUGGAAGCGAACCAGAAAGAUUUAAAUCAGGUAAAGAUGACGUUGAGAGGUCGGAAAACUCGAAAGGAAGCGCGAAUAGUCCCCCAAUCAUUACUCCAGGUUGGACGUUGCAAGACGCGUUGCAGAGACCAAUGUUGGAAGACGACACAAUAUUUCUUGAGCCUAUAUCUGAGACAAAGGUCCCUGUUACAAAGUCAGAGACGUCUGGCUAUGGGCCACAGGCGUACCAAAGUGCAAAAUGGCUGUAUAGAGACCCCAAGAUCUCAGCAGGUUCGCUCGGGUGGAGCUACGACCCCGUCGAGUCUCCCCUCCCCCCGACACCAACGACGCGCAAGGAACUGGUCAGGAAUAUCGUUGCAAUGUGCAGCGCGAAUCCCGUCAUUCCGCUCGUCAAGAUAGUGGACUACCAUUCUACCUUUCCCUGGCUACACACUCCACGCUCGUUCAACGCACUCAUAUCCCUUGCCGUACGCCACACGGCGGUCAAGACGACAAGAAUGCUAAUACGGGGGAUGAAAGCGCAGAAUAUCUAUUAUACGGAGCGCACGCUCGUACUGAUUACGCGGCUGCGGCUGCGGGUCGCCCACCGUGUUUUCCAAUUCCUACGGCUGGGUCGCAACCCUCCUGGUGUGAUGCCAAGGUUGAUGAGUGACAUACAGUCUCUUGAACGGCAUCCUCAUCUUCACGCGUGGAUACUUCAUCAAGAAGUAUCCCAGUCCGCACUUCUCAACACUCUCCAGCAUAACGGUUCGCUCCGCAUUCUUCGAGAACAUUUGACUAUCUCACAUCGACGGCAUUCUAAUCGGUACAAACAAACGUUUUUAUACGCAUAUCGGAGAGAGCUCAGGAUGCUCGAAGAUAUUGAGAGGAUGCUGCGAGAGGGCGACACGCCGUUUGCACCACGAUGGCAUCUCCUACGUCAACGUGGUACCCAUACUCUUAAUUUACCGGAGGUCUCGAAGCGGACGUCUGUUAUGCGAUCUGCAUACAGCCGACUGGAGAGCCUACCCGCCGCUUGCUUCGAUCCAUCUGCCAACCCAGUGCCGAGCGCCGCUGUUCAGCAAAUCUUGAACGAUGAAGCGCUAAUAGAGCGUUUCCGUCGGGAUAGAGCGACUUUUUCGCUCUUCAUCCGGCGAUUAUUAUUGGAGGGUUUGCGAGGGACUGCGUUUACCCACGCGAUGGCGUACAUCCGCCACCUGUGUCAUGGAGUAAAGUCGUUGCCUGAAGGCACCAAUGCCAACAUUUUGACGGUCCUUCACAUUCUCAUGCAUCGCAAAUAUGGAUGCGUGUCGUACAAGGUCGGAAUGAAGAUAUUGACCGAAAUUCUCGCCAUUCACCCGGAUAUAAAACCCAAUGCCACAACCCUGUAUGUGCUCCUUCAAACGCUGCGAGGUGCCUCGCGCAGGGGAGUGCGGGCAGUCAAGGCUUUGGAAUGGUUCGCGAAGCGCUGGGAGGACGUCGAGGAUGAGCGCGUUCGACGGACGAUCGCCAAAUAUGGGCUGGAGGAGCGAAGCGAGAAAGGGCUCGGCAUCGCGUGGGACAUGGCAGAGAGGGAAGCUCGGUAUGGGACCCGCUGGAGGGAUUCUCGGGGCUCGUUUCACGACCUGCGUGGGUCGCAGGCAAUGGCGUUUGAACGCACCUUCACGUAUCAUUGCAGAGACCGCAACAACAUUGCUUCCGCCCGUCGUGAGGCCGACUCGUUGAAGGAGAAGAUUCGUGCCAAAAAGGAGGCCACCGCGGAUACAAGUCUGCGCGCAAUGGCCGCUGAGGUGGAAACGCUGCCCCGCAUCGUGAUGAAGCCGAGGAGGGCGCUCAAAGGCCAUCUUGCAAAGAUUUACGCGAUGCACUGGGCUGCAGAUAAACGCCAUCUCGUCUCCGCGUCCCAGGACGGCAAGCUCAUUGUGUGGGACGCUUACACGACGAACAAGGUCCAUGCCAUCCCAUUGCGCUCGUCCUGGGUCAUGACCUGCGCCUACUCGCCCUCUGGCAAUUUCGUCGCUUGUGGUGGUCUUGACAAUAUUUGCUCGAUUUACAACUUGCGUUCCAAAGAGGGAGGCAUCGGCUCCGUCAAAGGGGCGCGCGAGCUCAGUGCACACUCGGGCUACCUUUCUUGCUGCCGCUUCAUCAACGACAGACAGAUUGUCACCUCGUCCGGCGACAUGACCUGCAUGCUCUGGGACAUUGAAGCCGGCGUGCGAGUCAUGGAAUUCAGCGACCACACCGGAGAUGUGAUGAGCCUUUCACUUGGCCCGAAUCAAAACGUGUUCGUUUCGGGUGCAUGCGACGCGACCGCAAAACUUUGGGACAUUCGAAGCGGCAAGGCCACCCAAACAUUUGUUGGCCACGAGUCUGAUAUCAACGCCGUCCAGUUCUUCCCUAACGGCGACGCAUUUGCGACUGGUUCCGACGAUGCUUCAUGCCGUUUGUUCGAUAUCCGAGCCGACCGCGAGCUCAACUCGUUUACACAUGAUCAUAUCCUUUGUGGCAUCACCUCUGUUGCCUUUUCCAUCUCUGGCCGUCUUUUGUUCGGUGGCUACGACGACUGGACUUGCAAUGUCUGGGACACCCUCAAGGGCGAGCGGGUCGGCGUCUUGACCGGCCAUGAAAAUCGUGUGUCCUGCCUUGGUGUCUCCACCGACGGUAUGGCCCUCUGCACGGGAUCCUGGGAUAGUACGCUUCGCGUCUGGGCAUAA